This is a messenger RNA of Clonostachys byssicola, 1524 nucleotides long. NCBI's taxonomy places the organism in Eukaryota, Fungi, Ascomycota, Sordariomycetes, Hypocreales, Bionectriaceae. The record is from the annotation of a GenBank genome assembly.
AUGUCCACUCCACUCCCCAUUGAUGUCCUCCCUACCUGGACACGGUUCAACAAUGUUGAGCUCGACGGCAUCCAGGUGGGACAGGUGGAAGGAAAGGGUCUAGGGUUUGUGGCAGACCGGGACUUCACCAACACGGACAAGGGAUCGCCAACACUGCUCAAGAUCCCCCGGGAUGCCGUCCUGUCGGCAGAAGCAGUUGGGGACUAUGCAAAGGUGGAUCACAAGUUCCGACAGCUGCUUGAAGGCAUGGGCCACGAGGUUGGUCCUCCCCCAACAUGCGCAACCCUAGACGUCUGGCUUACCACCAGAGAACGGCAAACGAUGAAGACGCCAAGGACUGCCAUCAUGUUAUAUCUGCUGGCCCAUUACAGAGCCCCCGCGGGCGGAGGAGCCGGCUCGCAUAAAGGGAUCGCCUCUACCCCAUGGACCGAGUACAUCAGGUUCCUCCCGCGUCAAAUCCCGACUCCCACCCUGUGGACGGAGGAGGAGAGGCUUCUCCUGCGGGGCACAUCGCUCGAGAAAGCCGUGAAUGCAAAACUAGCCACCCUAGUCUCCGAGUUUGACCACUUGCGCGAGAUCAGUGCAGACUUGCCGUUCUGGCAGUCGCUGCUGUUUGGGGAAGACGCCAUCACGGUCAAGGACUGGGCACUAGUUGAUGCGUGGUAUCGAUCCCGCUGUCUCGAGCUCCCGAACGCAGGAGACAGCAUGGUGCCAUGCCUCGACAUGGCUAACCACUCAGACGCCCCGAAUGCUUAUUAUGAGGAGACGUCCGACGGAGAGGUGGUACUGGCGCUCAGACCUGAAUCCACUGCGUCCUGUGGGGAUGAAGUCACCAUCUCUUACGGUGCGGCGAAGUCGGCCGCGGAGAUGCUCUUCAGCUACGGUUUCAUCGACAGGAGCACGGCCAAGGAGGAGAUUACGCUGGCGCUGGAUCCGUUGGCCAGUGAUCCUCUGGCACAGGCAAAGGUUCACGUCUACGGGCGAUCGCCCCUAGUGCGGCUCACUCGGGCCAAGGGGGAGGCGGGCGUGAGCUGGCAUAGCCCCUUUGUUUACCUGAUGUGCGUCAACGAGGAGGACGGGCUCGAGUUCAAGCUCUUGCAGGACAACGCCGGGGGAAGAGAGCUCAGAGUCUUCUGGCAGGACGAGGAUGUGACGAGCAAGAUUGACGACUUCGAGUCGCACGUCCAGACGCACGAUCUUCACUCUGUGUUUCAACUCAGGGUCGUAUCCGUCCUGCAGCAGCUGGUCGAGGCACAGCUGGAGCGAACUCGAAGCAGCCCCAUCCCUGAACAGGAACACGAUGCGAGCUCGAGGCAGGCAGGUGGAGCAGACUACGUUCGGAUCGUUGCGACACUGCGCGAGAUGGAGUGCUCGCUCUUGGAAGAGGCCGUGGCGUCUCUAGCAGAACAGCAAGAGGCCCUGCUUCUAGAAGACGAUGUGAGGGUGUAUCUCGGGUUGACGGAAGAUGGCCCAAUUGAGACACCGUCGGCUCAAGUGACCAAUGAGGAGCCGGAUUUCAGCUGA